GUCGGGGAAUUCCCAUUGGAUCCCCACAAGCCCCUGAAUUUAUAAAUUUACUUUCAACAGCACUUUCUUUGCAAGAAAAUGGCUGAGCGAGCAGGAUCUGACAGCGUUCCUUUAGAUACAGUGGACCUGAAGACGCCUUCCGAGAGGACUAACAAGCCUGUGUUGGAGUUUCAACCAGCUGUCUCGCCCUCCAUUCCCCUCCAAACCAGUGCUGCUGCGGUGGACUCUCCUGUGGAAGGUACUGAGCUGCAGAGCAGGCCUAGGGCCAAGUCUGGAACCAGCUUCAAGGAUUGGAGCAGCCAUCAGAUCAAAGUUUCCAAGCAACUGUUCUCGGAACGAUUCGGUCAUGGUCUUCGCACUGUUGACUCACAGCUUGAGACAAGGAUAGAGGCUUUGAAAGAAACACAGAAGAAAUAUGCACAUCUCAUUGCUCUAUCAAUACAAUUUGGAAACCACUUCUCGCAGGUACUGGAAACACAAAAAGCAAUGGCCGAGCAUUUUGCUUUCAUGAGUGUCCGUGCUCCUGAGCUUCAUACCGAGUUUCGUUGUAAUUCCGACUCUCAGAAAUCUCUUGCCAAGAAUGGAGAGGUCUUGUUGACGGCUGUCAGGUCAUUCUCAUCUGGUAUGCAAACAGUGUGCUCCACAACCAUGGAAGACACACUGAUGACUGUCAAAGAAUACGACUCUGUUAGACUUACUUACGACGCGUACAGAAACGAGUUGGAGGCGCUGAAGAAGCAAGCGAAUUCCUCUCAGAAAGCAGCCGAGCGUGUACCAGCCGCAACUGCAGAUUUUGAGAAGAAAAAAGCAAAAUUUGAGCAGCUUCGAAAUGAUGUGGACAUCAAACUGAAACUACUCGAUGAGAACAAGCUGAAAGUGACCCGUCAGAAUUUGGUGCUCUUACACAACGCAUUUUCUGCAUACUACGAUGGCAAUUACAAAGCCAUGCAGGAGAACAUCCAAGAGCUUAGUUCAAGGUUGGAUGGGACUGGAGAGAAUGACCCUCCUGAGUGGUUGGAAGAUCUGCCUAGUCAAAGAGAGCAAGCCUCCUAGAUGUUUUUGGACUUAUUUUAAAAGAGACCGCUUACAUGUAAUAAUUUUUAGCAUCAUUGCAUGAUUUUUGUUGUUGUGUGACUUGUUGUUCAUGGUAAAGAUCGUUGUUUUUAGUUAUA
Messenger RNA from Halichondria panicea, 1172 nucleotides. RefSeq names its product arfaptin-2-like. The record is from RefSeq and is a predicted model, not a curated record. Gene Ontology annotation, molecular function: phospholipid binding; protein domain specific binding. Gene Ontology annotation, cellular component: trans-Golgi network membrane. NCBI's taxonomy places the organism in Eukaryota, Metazoa, Porifera, Demospongiae, Suberitida, Halichondriidae. The transcript has 2 exons. The coding region runs from base 79 to 1053 and encodes 324 amino acids. Gene Ontology annotation, biological process: regulation of Arp2/3 complex-mediated actin nucleation; intracellular protein transport.